Branchiostoma floridae (Florida lancelet) is the source of this 535-nucleotide messenger RNA. RefSeq names its product transmembrane channel-like protein 3. The transcript is spliced from 5 exons. The coding region runs from base 47 to 535 and encodes 162 amino acids. Gene Ontology annotation, molecular function: mechanosensitive monoatomic ion channel activity. The record is from RefSeq and is a predicted model, not a curated record. Lineage: Eukaryota; Metazoa; Chordata; Leptocardii; Amphioxiformes; Branchiostomatidae. Gene Ontology annotation, cellular component: plasma membrane.
UUGGUGGACAUCCGGAUCACUGUACCUCAUAUUGCAUCUCCAGGAAAUGUUCAAACUGUCCGUGUUUGACAUGAUCGCCACCGUCGUCACAACAUUCAUUCUGGAAUUUCUGCGCGGUUUGUUCGUGCGCUUCGCUAACUACUGCUGGUGCUGGGACCUCGAAACAGGAUUUCCUGGCUAUGCAGAGUUUGGCGUUGCCGACAAUGUCCUACAUCUAAUAUACAACCAAGGAAUGAUAUGGAUGGGCGCGUUCUUCGCCCCUAGUCUACCUGCACUGAACGUCCUGAAGCUGAUCGGGCUGAUGUACCUGCGCAGCUGGGCCGUCAUGAUGUGCAACAUUCCUCAUGAACGGGUCUUCCGUGCUUCCAGAUCCAACAACUUCUAUCUCGUCCUGCUGCUCAUCAUGCUGUUCCUGAGCAUGUUACCGACAGGUUACGUCAUGGUUUCUAUAGAACCGUCAAGGAACUGUGGACCGUUCAGCUGGUUUGUAGUGACGCCCACAGGAAUUGAUGGUGACGUGGGAGAAUGCCCAUAG